Messenger RNA from Salvia hispanica, 552 nucleotides. The record is from RefSeq and is a predicted model, not a curated record. Lineage: Eukaryota; Viridiplantae; Streptophyta; Magnoliopsida; Lamiales; Lamiaceae.
AUGGACACACACAGUGACGGGUUGGACCACCGCUCCUCCCUCGCGUGGGAGCAGCGCCUCCGCGUAUGCAUCGGCGCUGCUCGCGGCUUGGAUUACCUACACAGCGGCAUCUCAAUCGUGCAUCGCGAUGUCAAGUCCACCAACAUUCUCCUGGACGAAGAUUUCGUCGCUAGGGUUUCCGAUUUCGGCCUCGCGAUGCAAUUGGGGGCGACUAGCCACGUCACUGCAAGUGUUAAGGGCUUGUUUGGGUAUUUCGAUCCCAGUUAUUUCACCACUGGUAGACUUACCAGGAAGAGCGACGUGUAUGCUUUUGGAGUGGUGUUGUUGGAAGUGUUGAGUGGGAGGGCUGCUGUGGAUCAUCGCCUUUCCGAGGAUGAGUUGUGCCUAACCAUGUGGGCUCAUGAGAAGAUUAUAAAGGGUAAAUUUGAUCAGCUUGUAGCUUCCAAUCUCAGGGGAGAAAUAUCGGAGGAUUGUCUCAAGACAUACGUUGAUCAUGCUAAGCGAUGCGUGCAUCAAAAUCUGAUGAAUCGACCAACGAUGACUCAAGAGUAG